ACGUCUUGCCGGCCCCAUCAGCACACUGUGGCAUGUCGACGAGAGCAGAUCUGCGGCUCUGGUCGAGCCUGGCCGAAGCAGACGAGGGCGGGGUGCGCCAAGCCCUAGAGGAAGGCGCUGACGUUAACCACGUGAGCAACGGUGGAGGUCGACCCCUUCACUCCGCUGCUCUUCGCAGUUCUAGUCGUCUCGUGAGGAUCCUUUUGGACCGCGGCGCCCUCUGCGAUGUUACCGACGACGAAGGCUUCACCCCUCUAAUGGUAGCGUCCCUGAACGGCCACACUGAGGUGGUGCAGGAGCUGCUGAAGGGCGGGGCGGACCCGAAAAUGCGUCGCCCCGAGCAGUUCGGGGGGGACACCGCACUCCACAUGGUCACCAACACAGACGAAGGCGAGGUGUUGAGAGCCCUGCUGGAGGCGGGGGCGGAUCCUAACGCCUGUGCCAGCGGCAUGGAUGGCAAGACGCCUCUGCACUUGGCUGCAGAGUUUGGGAGAGAGAACUUGGCUGAGCUGCUCGCGAACCAUCCGAACUGCGCCGUUGAUCUGCGGGACGCCCGUGGCCACACGCCCGCCCGCCUGGCUAAGGAAAGCUGCCCGCGCCUCUCGCUGUACCUGGAUUUGUGCUGCGGAGCCAAGUCUCACUCGGAUAAGCGUCUCAUCGCAGCGGUCAGGAGGAGUGAUGCGGAGGAAGUGAGGGCAGCCCUGGACGAGGGAGCGGACCUGAGCUUACAGGGCCCUGAGGACGGCGGAACCUUGCUCCACCUGGCGUCCCAGGAUUCCUCAGGACAAAUCCUCGAGAUGCUUCUGUCUCGAGGCGCCUCGGUGGACGCAACGACCAGCCAGGGAUUUACACCGCUCAUGGUAGCGGCUAAGAGGGGCGCGACGGACGCCUUAGUGCACCUUUUGGCACAUCGGGCCAACCCGAAGCUGGCAACUCCUGACGGGACGACGGCGCUGCACUUGGCCAUGCAAAGUCAGGACUCUUCCGCUGUGACUGCUCUCCUCGACGCCGGCGUAGACGUCAACGCCACCACGCGCGACGGAACCACGCCGCUGCACGUCGCCGCUGCAUCGGGGGCGAUCGGGCUGGCUCGUCUCUUGUUGGGUGACCCCCUGUGCUUGGAUCCCAUCGGGGGCCGCUCGCCUGCCCAGGUGGCGAGGGAGGCCGGUCACCUGGAAUUCGCCAUGUUCAUCGAGCAAGUGGUCGACGGAAGUGUUCAGGUGCCCGACUUUCUCCUCCAAGAGGACUUCAGCGUGGUGGUCAGCCAGCCUGUGCCUCCUAGUCCGGGCGUGUACCGGAACCUCUCCGAGCCGUACCGAGGCCGAGUCCUCAUCAUCAACUACCGGGAAUUCAGCAUCGGUGAUUCAGGCACUCGCCACGGCUCUGAGAGAGAUGUGGCAAAUCUCCAAAUGUGA
Messenger RNA from Penaeus vannamei (Pacific white shrimp), 1415 nucleotides. The record is from RefSeq and is a predicted model, not a curated record. NCBI's taxonomy places the organism in Eukaryota, Metazoa, Arthropoda, Malacostraca, Decapoda, Penaeidae.